UAGUGUGCUUUUAUUGUGACGGUCUGGGGUGUUUCCUGCUCCUCCGUGUGAUCAGCUGCAAUCAGCUGUGAUCAGCUGUCAGUGCUCAUCAUGUCGUACAGCAGAGAGGUCCUGUUGGCCACCAGCCUGCUGUGCCGCAGCUCUGGAUCCAUGCAGCUGCUGCAGCUGUACCGGAAGCUGCUGCAGUGCUGCGACAUCACCGAGAAAGAGUUCCUCGACAUCAUCCAGCGGUGCCCCCGCUUCUUACUGGUACGCGGCCCUGCGGGGGCCGGCGCGGAGCGGCUGGAGAACUGCACGGUGGUCGCUCAGACCUCCCUGCGGCUGUGCAGCAGGUACGGCCGGGAGCCGUGCACCGAGUCUGGGUCCGGGUCCAGAGAGGAGGACGGAGGCUGCCAGCAGCUCCACCUCUGCAAGUUCUUCAUCUACGGAAACUGCAGGUUCGGCAAGGGCAGAAGGUCGUGUAAAUUCUCUCACGACAUUCGUUCAGAUCACAACUAUCGAUUACUGAGGGAGUGUACGCUGCACGAGCUCAACGAGGACGACCUGUUUCUGCUGCUGCUGCAGAACGACCCCUCGCUGCUGCCGCAGGUGUGUCAGCACUAUAACAAAGGUUCCGGUCCUCACGGCAGCUGCAGCUUCGAGCAGACCUGCACCAAAGUCCACCUGUGUCAGCACUUCGUUCAGGGCGACUGCACCUUCGGACUAAAGUGUAAACGGCUGCACGCCAUCGGAAACCAUGGCCGCCGCAUGUUGGAGGAGAGAGGACUGAGCAGAGAUGUCAUCCAGGAGCUCCCCUUCAUCUACAGGAACAUCCACCACCUCAGUGCUGCCGCCGCCUCCACAGAGAAUCUUCCAGAGUCUUGGUGUAAACUUCAGACUGACGACGGGAACAACAUCUGUCUGCACUUCAUCAGGAACAGCUGCAGGUUUCACAACGAGUGCCGCCGUGUUCACUUCCACCUGCCCUACAAGUGGGAGGUGUUUGAUGGCCUCACCUGGACAGACCUGCAGCACAUGGAGGACAUCGAGCGAGAUUUCUGUGACCCAUCUAAGACACAGAGUGGUGGCGAUCAGCCUGUCGACUUCCUGACGAAAAGUCAGGGGUCGCAGCGUGUUCGCCGUCUCUCCACCGUUUCCUCGGUAACAAAGCCGCCUCACUACACCCUGACGACUCAGUGGCUGUGGUACUAUAAGGGGGACCAGGGGAACUGGGUGGAGUACGGACAGCUGGAUGAAAAGCAACGUAGCACCUCAGUGACAUCACAAACUCUGGAGGAGGCGUUCCUCUCCGACAGAACAGCUGACGUCCAUGUAGUUAAAGGCCAGAGACAGUAUGUCAUCAGCUUCAGAGACAUGUACCAGAGGAACCCCAAACAUAACACCAAGAGACAAGUUCGCCGUCGUCCACGCUUCGUGUCUGUGGCUGAGGUGAAGAGGCAGACCGGUUCAGCAGAGAAACCACGACCUUAUGACUUCCUGUCCCUGCAGACUGGAUCUGACUGAGUUCUCUAGAUUUGAUUCUUGAAUUUCUUGAACUGAACUUGAUUUUCACCAGUUCCUUCUGGUCACUCCUCUGGCUUCACUCCUCUGGCUUUACUCCUCUGGCUUCACUCCUCAGUCUGUUAUUGGAUUGUCAUGAAACCUGGUUCAGAUGUUCAUCUGAAUCUGAAUCAGGUUCAUUGAUAAAUAGAUUUUGACAGGUAAAGAAUUUAUCUGGUUUGGGACAAUAAACACAAGACAAUGUGAUAUAAAAAUGAGAGCAAAUGCUGCAAAUCAUAAAGAGAAAGAAAACAGAGUAUUUACGAUAAGGUAUGUAAAAACUAGAAUGACACCCAGUAGAGUGCAUACCUCAGCUCACUCAGAGAAACCACACAUCUGAAUACAGCUGACCCAUGAAAUUAAUAGCACACAGUCGACUCAUGCUUCAACAACAGCUCCAUGUCUCAUGCUGUUCUGUUCAUGCUGACUGAAAAACAUUUUUUCUACUUUCAGAAAAUUCUUACAAUAAAUACGCGUGUGGAGUGCGGCACCAUCACAACGCUCAAAGAUGAGUUUGGCUCCAAAGCUUCAAAUACAUUACAUACCGAGCACAGGACGGCAUAAAUGUCAACCAGUCUGAAUUAAAUAUGCUGCAGUUAACUGUGGAAAAUCAAAGUGGUAGAAUGUAAAUGUCCAACUAGUAUUUUGUUGUAUUAAUGACAGUAAAACCGUCUGAACUGUCAGAGUAAAGCAGCGUUUCCAGUUACUGGGUUUGUUACAAAUAUCAAUAAUAAAAGUUCCUGUAAUCAA
Acanthopagrus latus (yellowfin seabream) is the source of this 2289-nucleotide messenger RNA. It is a transcript of the gene parp12b, whose product is annotated as poly (ADP-ribose) polymerase family, member 12b. The transcript has 8 exons. Lineage: Eukaryota; Metazoa; Chordata; Actinopteri; Spariformes; Sparidae. The coding region runs from base 91 to 1503 and encodes 470 amino acids. The record is from RefSeq and is a predicted model, not a curated record. Gene Ontology annotation, molecular function: metal ion binding.